Cheilinus undulatus (humphead wrasse) is the source of this 1513-nucleotide messenger RNA. RefSeq names its product voltage-gated potassium channel subunit beta-2-like. Lineage: Eukaryota; Metazoa; Chordata; Actinopteri; Labriformes; Labridae. Gene Ontology annotation, biological process: transmembrane transport; regulation of potassium ion transmembrane transport; potassium ion transport. Gene Ontology annotation, cellular component: cytoplasm; voltage-gated potassium channel complex; membrane. Gene Ontology annotation, molecular function: voltage-gated potassium channel activity; potassium channel regulator activity; transmembrane transporter binding. The transcript has 15 exons. The coding region runs from base 1 to 1251 and encodes 416 amino acids. The record is from RefSeq and is a predicted model, not a curated record.
AUGUUUGCAGGCCGAGCGACGGUGGGGUCGGCAGCGUCAGGAGGAAAAGGCGGGAAGUUUACUGUGGAGGAGCUGUACGGCUUCACCAAGAAACCUAACGUGAAGAGAGGGAAUCAUGGGAAAACGGAGAAAAGCGACAAAGAGGAAUCCCUGCUGGCGGCUCAGAUCCUGGAGGCGGCGAGGAGGCUGAUGGAGAGACGGCGACUGGAGAUCUACCUGAAGGAGUGUGACAUCACCAUGGAGCAGAGCAACAUGCCGUACAGGAAUCUUGGGAAAUCUGGACUCAGAGUUUCCUGCCUGGGACUGGGAACAUGGGUGACGUUUGGCUCUCAGAUCUCUGAUGAGAUGGCCGAGAGAGUGAUGACGGUGGCCUACGACAGUGGAGUGAACUUGUUCGACACGGCAGAGGUUUACGCCUCAGGGAGGGCUGAGACCACGCUGGGAAACAUCCUGAAGAAGAAAGCAUGGAGGCGGUCGAGCUACGUGGUCACCACGAAGAUCUACUGGGGCGGACAGGCGGAAACAGAGCGAGGGUUGUCACGGAAACACAUCAUCGAAGGUCUGCGAGGAUCUCUGUCCAGGUUACAGCUGGACUAUGUGGACAUCGUCUUCGCCAACCGGAGCGACAUCAACGCCCCGAUGGAAGAGGUGGUCAGAGCGAUGACCUUCGUGAUCGACCAGGGGAUGGCCAUGUACUGGGGAACGUCCCGAUGGAACGCUGUGGAGAUCAUGGAGGCGUACUCCAUAGCUCGCCAGUUUAACCUGGUCCCUCCGGUGUGCGAGCAGGCCGAGUAUCACUACUUCCAACGAGACAAAGUGGAACUUCACCUGCCGGAACUCUACCACAAGAUCGGUGUCGGAGCCAUGACCUGGUCCCCGUUAGCCUGCGGCCUGCUGACCGGGAAGUACAACGAGGGCGUCCCAGAGAGCUCCAGGGCCGCCAUGAAGGGCUACGCCUGGCUCAAGGAGCGGCUCUACAGCGACGAGGGGAAGAAACAGCUCAGCAAAAUCAAAGAGCUCCACCUGCUGGCGGAUAGGCUGAAGUGCACGGCUGCUCAGCUCGCCAUAGCCUGGUGUCUCCGCAGUGAGGGAGUCAGCUCGGUUCUUCUGGGAGUGUCAAACACAGAUCAGCUGUUGGAGAACCUGGGUUCUAUCAGGGUUCUCACCCAGCUGACUCCACCACUCAUCGCUGAGAUGGACGCCUUGCUUGGCAACAAGCCACGAAGUGGAAAGAAGGAGACGAGGAGCUGAAGAGGAGGGGAGUAAAGACUUGAACCGAACUCUUGGAGCACUGAGAAAACAAGAUGGCCGACAGGAAGGACCAAUUCUGGGGAGCAAUAAUCGUAUUUAUUCUUCAGACAACGUCAUGGAGAGAGGCUCCUGCACAUGCUCAGAAAUUAUCAUAGAUCUAUUCAUUCCUAUAAUCUUGAAGAUGCUGAGGCUCGUUCCAACGCUGUCACCACGGCAACAGCUCUCUGUCAUUAUUAGAACAUGCCACAACAGUCCCUACGUU